GAAAAAAUGGAUAGUGUUGAGCAGGAGGAGGUGGUGAAGUUAAUUUUUGGGGAGGAGGCUCCAGAUGGGUGGAGGGACAACAAGGAGUUCAUCCUGUAUCUAACAGAACUAGGAACACUAGGUGCGGAUAGAUUAACUAUAGAACCUGAGAGAGUUAAAGAUGAACUUUCUACAGUUCAGAUGCAGACCCAAGAGCUAGCGUUCUCUAACUACAAGACGUUUAUCCAGACAUCUGACUGCUCAAAGCAGAUCUACUCGGAGUUCGGGAAUACGGAGAACCACCUAGAGAACCUGGUGGAGAAAAUGCCAGGGUUUCUGGAAAAAUGUGAAAUUUUCAAGAGCAAGGCGAGUGAAAUUUCAACCCACAGGAGGUUGACUAGUUUAACCCUGUCGAAGCACACGACCCUGCUGGAGAUACUGGAGCUCCCCCAGCUCAUGGAUACCGUGGUCAGGAACCAACAUUACGACGAAGCAUUAGAACUGCACGCCUACGUGACGAAGUUGGCCAAGAAGCAGCCCGAGGUGAAGAUAUUGGCAGAUAUUUCCAGGAACGUGAGCAAUAGCGUUAAGCUUAUGCUCCAGCAGUUGUUAGCACAGCUCAGGUCUCCCAUCCAGCUGCCCCAGUGCUUGAAGGUGAUCAGUUAUCUCCGGAGAAUGGAUAUAUUUACAGAGAGUGAACUCCGACUCAAGUUCUUACAGGCUCGUGAAACCUGGUUACAGUCGGUGACGAAUACGGUUGCCAGAGAUGAUCCUUAUCUUCAUAUUACCAGGACGAUGGAAGUUAUGCGUGUUCAUUUAUUCGAUAUAGUUACUCAGUACAGAGCCAUAUUCUCAGACGAUGCAUUCUUCGUAGAAGCUGACAAUAGCAUGUGUGAUAACAGGUUGCUGUUCUCCUCCUGGUUAAGCAGGAAGAUAGAGGAGUUCCUCUGUACUCUAGAGAUGGACCUGGAGCAGGAUAUCGGAUCCAUGGAGUCUCUCAUGGGACAGGCAAUGUACUUUGGAUUGAGCUUCAGCCGGGUUGGCUUUGACUUUAGACCCUUGCUCGCUCCAAUCUUCGAGAAAAGGAUUUUAGCGCAGUUUAACAAGCUUAUCUGCUGGGACAACAAUGUUAAGGUGGUUCAGGAGAGUUUUGUUGGAUUCAAUCUGGUUAAAGCUAGUGGACUGCAAUUCAGUUUUCAACCACAGGCCGAGGCUACCCAGCCCCCACUGAUACUACUGGAGUUUCCACCUUUAGCUCAUGCUUGCAAUAUUAUAUUAUCUGCAUUUAAUGCCAUCAGACUAUGUGCUCCUUUAUCUAUUUGUGGUUCUGUUACUUCCAGUUUACAGAAUUUCCUGGCCGAGACAGUCAACCUUCUGCUAGCUUACCACCGGUCAAACUCAGCUAAAUGGAGGGAUACAGAGAAACUUGGAUUUAAGAACCUUUGCCUUGUAUUUAAAUCUGUUCUGCUACCCUACAUUCAGCAGUGCUUGUCCGCGCUUUUCCCGCCAAAUUAUUUAUCCGAAAUUUGCGGAUUUUCCAGUUCAGAUUUGCAGAGCAGAAAACUAGGAUUUAUUAUUCAAGCCAAGAUAUGCCUACCCAUCCUAGACUUUAUGCCAGAAGAGCCUGAUGAAUUGAUAAUCCCUCCUCCCCCUGCCAGUGGGACUGAAUAUGUUGCUGAUAGAAUGGAAGAACUAGCUCUAGCUGUCCAAGAAGGAGUAACUGAGAAUGGAAAUUCUAAAGAAGACGUUUAUCACAACGGAGAUGUCUCUGAUGGCAGUGCUGUAGCAGAUAAAGAAGCUCUGGGAGAGAAUGAUACUGGAGAAGUGACUACCGAGGUUGAAGUUACAGAAAAAGAUGUUUCUGGAGAUUCUGUGGGCCCUGUUAAUCCUCUGGAACCAGUUGUUAAUGAAGAACCUAUUGAUCCUGUUGGACAAAUUGAUCCUGGAGAACCAAUUAAUCCUCUGGAAUUUUUCCAAUCAUAAGACCAAGUUAAAGAAUGCAGAUUUUUCGGAAUUUAAGUAAUUUUACUUUUUCACCUGUGAUACAUACACUUUUCUAUUUUACGUUGCAACAGUUCUGUCAGGAAAGAUUUAAAUUUACAUUUAAGAUAUUUUUAUAGUUAAACAUGUAUGUAUAUAUUUUAUUUCCAGAA
Eurytemora carolleeae is the source of this 2132-nucleotide messenger RNA. RefSeq names its product conserved oligomeric Golgi complex subunit 8 (gene Cog8). Lineage: Eukaryota; Metazoa; Arthropoda; Copepoda; Calanoida; Temoridae. Gene Ontology annotation, cellular component: COG complex. The transcript is spliced from 16 exons. The coding region runs from base 7 to 1962 and encodes 651 amino acids. The record is from RefSeq and is a predicted model, not a curated record. Gene Ontology annotation, biological process: intra-Golgi vesicle-mediated transport.